Messenger RNA from Harpegnathos saltator (Jerdon's jumping ant), 3237 nucleotides. Its product is annotated as cytosolic carboxypeptidase-like protein 5. The transcript is spliced from 10 exons. Lineage: Eukaryota; Metazoa; Arthropoda; Insecta; Hymenoptera; Formicidae. The record is from RefSeq and is a predicted model, not a curated record. The coding region runs from base 401 to 3172 and encodes 923 amino acids. Gene Ontology annotation, biological process: proteolysis; protein deglutamylation. Gene Ontology annotation, molecular function: metallocarboxypeptidase activity; zinc ion binding.
CGCUCUCACAUUCCUCUCUGCUUCGAGUCCGGUAGAGUCACAAGAUACUUUUCAAAUAGUAGUUCAAUCAUCCAGUGUCCAGAGUUGUUUACGAGGAUAUUCUCGAGUUCGCGGGGUGUAAACGACGCGUUUUAGUGUGACCUCUGCAGGAGAUUGUAUGAUUGUUGUUUGACAGCUGUCAGAGACGAUUCGCCAGCAGCAACGAGAAUGGAAUGGUACCGUCCGCAGAAUCGCAAGACCACACAUAUCGCGGUCUGAUUUAAAAUCAAAGUCGCAGUGAUGGGCAGCGAAUAACUCGGGAUCCUAUUCGCGUUGUCACGAGCGUUGUGACGUUGCACCGCAUCAAAACGAGUUGUUGUCUCGCAGACCGAUCUUACGGCGGAUGUAAUCUCAGCGCGUCAUGGCGAGUAUGAUUGAGAACAUUGUUUGCGGCGGCUUCGUGUUCUUUAACAACUUCGAUUCGGCUAACCUGGCCAAAGUGGAGCAAGUUAAAGUACCGGGUGUUUCUAACCAAGAUGCUUGUGAAAUUGAAGGCAAAUUGACAGAUGGCUCUGACUCCAAAGGCAUACAAGAUUAUGAGUUUAACUUGUGGACGAAGCAUGACUGUCACGGCACGCAAUUUCAAAACAACAACAGAACGUGGUUUUAUUUUGGCGUGAGAUGCGGUCGUCCUGAUUCCUCUGUCAGAUUUAAUAUAGUCAAUUUGAACAAGCAAGUCAAGAUGUUCAGUCAAGGAAUGUGUCCAGUGUUUAAGAUCGUACCGGGACACUCGCAUUGGGAACGAAUACGUGAAAAACCUACGUACACUCUUGACCAGAGAGGAAGUGACUUUACUUUGUCGUUCCUUUAUUAUACUCCGAAUGAUACGAAAGCUGUCACUUACUUUGCUUUUACCUAUCCAUUCUCGUAUACUGAUUUACAAAAUUACUUGAAAAGAGUCGAUCAGAGAAUGGGUAAGAGUAGUGUAACCUGUGUGGAUGAUGUUUACUAUCACCGAGAAUGCGCGAUAAAAUCCCUGGAGGGUCGUAGACUAGAUGUACUGACAGUAAGCUCUUAUCGUAACAUAUCGAUGGAGAGAGAAGAUAGACUGAAUAAUAUGUUUCCCGAGAAAAAUGAGGAGAGGCCUUACAAAUUUCGAAACAAAAAGGUAAUUUUUAUUAGUGCCAGAGUGCAUCCAGGCGAGACGCCAUCUAGCUUUGUCCUGAAUGGUUUCCUCAAUUUUUUACUAAAUCGCCAAGAUCAAAUCGCCAUCAUUUUACGUCGAUUGUAUGUGUUCAAAUUGAUACCGAUGCUCAAUCCGGAUGGCGUUGCCGGAGGACAUUACCGAAUGGACACUAAAGGAGUAAAUCUAAAUAGAGUUUAUCUGAAUCCUUCCGAAGUUGAUCAUCCCACGAUAUAUGCUGCGAGAAACUUGAUAAGAUAUUACGACCAUUCUUAUCAACUACCGAGUGGAUUGAGUGACGAAUUGUCGGCUAUAAGUUUAGAAAUUGUGGAUAAAGACGUAAACCUUACAGAUUCGACUGCUUCGAUAGCAAACGCUGUACGUGAUACAACCGCAAGACUGUUGCAGCAAGUACGAUCUACAUUUGUUGAGUCUCUUUUAGUGAUUUUGCUUCAUAUUGCUAACACGUUUGUGCACAAUUUUCCAAGAGUUGAUCGGGUAACGCUUAUGUCACUGGAUGAGAAGAGCAAAUGUACCGUCGAAACUAACAAGAAACGUUUAUUGACGUUAAGAAAACUCAACGAUACAGCAAUUGACAAAGAAAGUGAAGAAUUGUCUAAGGAAGCUAGAAAAGAUAUCGAUAUCGCGAGAGAUGAGACUGAUGAUAAAAUAAUUUAUACAGCUGUCGGGACAGGCCAAGUUGCAAAAUCGUCAGAUAAUAGCGGAUUAUAUUUAUAUAUCGAUCUUCAUGGACACGCUUCGAAGAAAGGUGUCUUUAUGUACGGAAAUCAUUUUACCGAUCCAGAAGACACUAUUACGUGUAUGCUACUACCAAAAUUGAUGUCUAUCAAUAAUCCGCACUUUCAUUUCACGUCGUGCAAUUUUGCAGAAAAAAACAUGUACAUUAUAGACAAACGAGAUGGUAUGUCGAGAGAAGGUUCGGGACGCGUAGCGGUGUACAAGAUGACUGGUCUGAUACGCAGCUAUACUCUAGAGUGUAAUUAUAACUCUGGCCGUUUGGUGAAUACAAUACCCGCUAGAAUUCGCGAUGGAGUGAACAAAACUAUUAAUCACAUGUUUAUUCCUCCGAAAUAUACUCCGGCAAUGUUUGAAGCGGUUGGAGCAGCAUUAGGUCCUUCCAUUCUUGAUCUCACCAAUGAUAAUCCCAACAGCCGAUUGCCAAAUAGCCAAUAUCGUUCUCUAAGAGGAGUAAAAUCUCAUUUGAAAUUAACAUACGUAAACAAUCUUUCUGCACCGUCCGGCAGAUCAAUGCAUAAGGACUGCGAAGGCGUCACCGCGCAGAAUACCUGUAUAUUGAAAGAAUUAGAAACAAAACUAAACGACGCGGUGAUGGGAACGAAGAACGUCAUAAAAAGUGAAAGUAAUUUGGUAAAAAAAUGUCUCUUUCGUCGCGGUGCAGCUCUUUAUACAGCGAUGAAAAGAAUUAAGGCAAGUAAAAAGCCGCGACAAACAUCGACUCGACGAACGUUCAAGAAACAAUGUAGCAAUGAUGUGGAAAACGAUACCAUAAUUUGUGCGAUUAGCUCCGAAGGAGGAGCGAAGCCGUUUCAAAAGACGAUCGAUCGCCAUCGGCCGAACAGAUCCAACAAUACGGUCGGAUAUGUCGAUCUGACUCUCGAACCGCCGCGUUUUGACACUUAUACGAGUAAGAAAUUAACGCCGACGAAUAAUUCGGCUAAAACUAAUACAACUUGCGAAGAAACGGCGAUAGUGAGACACGGCGCGAAGAGAAUGAAGAUUGUUUCUAUAAACGCAUCUAAGGCUCUGCCCGAGACCGGAGAAUCGUCUUGCACCAUAGAGAAGGUUAACGCCAAAGUGUCUUCGAGAAUACCGCACGCUUGCAAACGGAACAUUGAAAGAACGUGCAACAGAGUUGGGAAAUAUUGCCGAUUGCCGACGGAAUUGAUGAAAUCGGUCGAAUCUUCCAGACUGAAAGAGGUGAAUAAGAAGUCUACCAAGGGAAACUCCAUAUCUGAGGGAGACAUCUGAAGUAAAAUGCGAAAUAAGCUCGACGUAGGGACGAUCAACUAACCAUCCAUUUGGUCAUUGGUUUA